Messenger RNA from Hypoxylon trugodes, 4409 nucleotides. RefSeq lists its product as uncharacterized. Lineage: Eukaryota; Fungi; Ascomycota; Sordariomycetes; Xylariales; Hypoxylaceae. Gene Ontology annotation, cellular component: nucleus; U2 snRNP. The transcript is spliced from 4 exons. The coding region runs from base 118 to 3792 and encodes 1224 amino acids. The record is from RefSeq and is a predicted model, not a curated record. Gene Ontology annotation, molecular function: U2 snRNA binding; protein binding. Gene Ontology annotation, biological process: mRNA splicing, via spliceosome.
AUUCUAACUAGUAGUUAGGACCAUUCUGUUCAGAUAUGCGAGCUUGGUCGUGAUAGACAGCUUCAAGAUGUUGUCAGAAAGAAAGACUUUGGGUCUCGAAUACGUAACGCCGUAGUCAUGGGCGCCCCUCAGUAUUCCCGUAAAGCUAGCGAAGGCGCCGAGGAUACCACGCACGUUAAGACUGAAGAUACCGAUAUGGAAAUGGCCGAUUUGGACAUUACAGCAUCCAGCCUCCGCGACGCGAAUCCACUACUGCCCCCUCAACUACUGAUACUGGUACUGGAGAGCGGAGAGUUGAUCUUUCUAUUCCUGCAACAAGAGCCAGGCCAUAAUUGGACCUUCAUUUCUGCUACACAUAAAAUACCUGGGCAACGUCUCGUCUAUCCCGGAUUUCAUAUGGCCAUAGACCCCUCGUCAACCUUUUUAGCUAUAGGAUGUUCUGAGAGGCUCUUCCUAAUGUACCAGCUCCACUCGAUGAAAACAUUGCAGAGCCAAUACUCCCGGGGAGAACCAUUACAGCCCAUUAAAGAUAAGGAAUCUCGAUCGGUCAGCGGUACUAUUCAUAAAAUGGAAUUUCUACAUCCCACCCACAGGCAAGAACAUCAAAUCAUUUUAAUGAUAAUAAUGGUCAAGAAGCAAUCCUCUAGACUGGUUAUAUAUGAAUGGGCUAUCCAAGACGACUUAAUGGGUGUCUUUCUUGACGAGAAAAAUGGCUAUAGACUCGAUGAAGACUACAGUCUGCCGCUCUUGGUUGUCCCACUCAAGGUCCGAAACGCCUUCCUCAUUAUUACAGAAAGAAUCACCGCGACUUGCUCAGAUAUCUUAGGUAGUCCCCCAGUAUUUGUUCCAUUCGAACUGGCGAAUCGAGGCGAUACUGAAUUACACCACGGCACCCACGAGCCAUUGUGGACAGCAUGGACCAGGCCGAUACGACACCCUCCGUAUCAUGACAAGAAAGACGUAAUAUAUCUAGCGAGGGAGGACGGCCUCAUAAACUUCCUAGAAUGUGGCGACGAAUUCGAAAUCGAGACUAGCGUGAGCAUGGGUUCCGUAGACUGCAACAUCGACACCGCCUUUGCUUCCCUAUUCCAUCUUUUCGGCGACGUCCUAGUCACCGGCGGGGACUCGGGACCUGGUGCAGUUUGGAAUGUUGAAGCAAGACAAUCCCCUCAACGGAUUGGGUCGAUUCCAAAUUGGUCGCCAACAGUAGAUUUUGUCGUCACUGAUGACGGUAGUUAUGAUGAUUGGUCUAGCGACUCUUCUGGGCCUGGAGCAAUAAUUCCUUAUAAAACAGAUAAAGUCUUCGCCUGUAGUGGUAGAGGUAUAACGGGUGCUAUAACGCAAUUCCGAUACGGAAUCCAGGCAAGAAUCGGCUUGGAUCUCUCAUAUUCCUCCAACAUUAGGCAUUGUUGGGCAAUUUCUGAUUUCCAUGGAGUCGUGGAAGACGGAUUCUUCCUCCUUCUUGCCCUACCUAGUGGGUCUGCAAUUUUACAUCUAUCUCGAGAUCUCUCCGAAGUAUCAGAAAAGGACCCUGAAAGCACACCAUUCGACCUUUCCUCAAAGACAUUGGCUGUUCAAGAAUUAGACGGCGUAGUGGUUCAAAUCACGACGAACUGUAUCACAGUCUCCACCCUAACUGGCUCUUCUCAACAUUCGAUACACGAUAUAAUACAAGAUUACACUGCUAUAGUGACGGAUGCAGCAAUUAGAGAUGACACGGUUUCCUUAGCAGUUCAUUCCGGGCCGACUUACAAAAUCGUCCUACUCAAUAUUACCGACCUUGAUGUUACUCUGCGCCGGACGUUCGACGUGGAAGGAGAGGUCACUUGCCUUGCGAUAGAGAAACUCGACGGGAACCUUGUUGUCCUCACGGGACUCCUAGAAGGUCGACAUCCGUGUCUAGCGAUCUAUCCUGCUGAAUUAGACCAAGCUUCUAUCACGCCGUUUCUGAUAGAACUUAAACCGCCUGCAAUAAACUCGGUCAAAGGCCCAGUAGAUUCUUUCGGGAACGAUCCAUUUGGUGCCUUAACGAGUUUUGUGUAUCUUGGUCAUAUGGCUGAUAAGGCAGUCAUUAUAGCUGGAACCAAAGACGGAAAUGUCCUUACAAUCCGACUCAACCGAACUGAUUCUGGAAAGUGCGAAGUGUAUCAGGAUUCCUUUGGUACUUCACCUUCUUACGUCUAUUCGGGUUCCGGGUUUGGAGAUCCGCUCUCGGCCUUGGUUUGCAGCGAUGCCGAGCUCGCGAUAAUGAAACAAUAUGUGACAAACCGUAAAGGGGGUCAUUUCGAGGAUAUAUAUCGCGUUUGGCCAACCGACGGUGAUAGACCAAAUAUGUCUUCUCCGCCGAUCAACUGUGUAGCGCCAUUGUAUAACCAGCUUCCUGAAUACGGAGAGUCAACGAUGGUGAUGAUUUCUGGCCCGCGGAUAUUAAUCACAGAAUUACAAUAUCAGCCAAAGCCGGUUCCACGUUAUUUCCCAGUUCACGGAACGCCGGUGAAGAUACUCCAUUCCAAGAAGCUGGGGGCUCUGGUAACCGUUGUUUCGAAGAAUGGGAUAUUUUCCUUACACUUUCUCGAUCCCGAGACGGGGUGCGAUUUAUCUCGACCCAUGGAAAGAAGAAAGGAUGCGGGAGGCACUAACUAUUAUGAUGUCGAAUACAUUUCGGGCUUAGGGAAUGCGAGUACGAGAGUCAUGUCACUUAUAGCAUGGACGUAUAGGUACGGAGAUAGCAGUGCGGACUGGUUCGUCGUCGCUAUACGCAAGGAUAACGAAAGCUACCUGUUGAUAAUUUCGGCUGAGUCUGAAAUCGUAAACUUAUCCUCCAAAAGUAGCGCGUCACGGCGGAUACGAUUCUGGACUAAGUUUGAUCGGAAGAUACGGGACGGGCCCAUAUGGUCAAUAGCAACUGACCCACGUGGCGUGUUUCUAUGCUCUGGGAACUUCAUUCAAUAUCACACGGUUGAUGGAGGCAAAUUCAAAAUGACAAGGACGUACGAAUUAAUAUCUCCGGCCUGUUGGAUGGAGGUAGUGAGUGGGCGAUUGUACGCCCUCACUACUGAACACUCACUCAUAAUUCUCGAGUACAAGGGCGAAUUAACCGACGAAGAAGAGGAGAUGGCCGACUUAUGUUCGGACGAUACUAGCCGUAAUGGUUUACAUUGCAUUGUCGUAGAAACGGUCUCGAGUCCGCUAAGUAUCGUGUCCGAUCCAAUGUGUGGAAUCCACGGCUUAUGGACCCCUCCCGAGUUAAGAAGGCCACUCAGCCUAGUAUUUCAAGCAGAGCUCAAGGCCUCCAUCAGGAAGUUUGGCCGAGGAAACACAAAGGUAUCGUGGAAUUGGCAGAAAUAUAAACGGGCUCGUUACGGUUAUGUUUCGGGUGGACUGCCUGGGUCGGAUGUCAUCGGUCUCACUAUUGAUGGGUCGCUGCAGCACUUUACUCUCUUAAACGAGGACGCAUGGCGACUCCUCAGAUUCAUUCAGAAUUUGGCGAUGGCGUAUCCGAAAAUCUGUCCACAUACUUCACCAGCGCCGUUUGGCGCUGAACCGAAUCCAGAGCCCUCAUUCAGACCAAAGUUAGGUAUGCACGUUGAUGGAGAUAUCUUGCAGAGAUGCCUUGACCAACACGUGUUGGAAGAGAUUAUCGCAGAUACGUGGCGUUUACCACGAUUCAAAGAACUUCUCAAGCCUCUGGAUGAUGAUGAGUAUCUCGAACUGGAUUCCCCAGCAAGCGAUGCGACAUACUUUGAACUGGCUUAUGAAAUCCUUAAGUAUUAUCUUUCUCCCGUCUUCUAACCAUAUUUCGAACGGAGCGCCUAUGAAUGCUAUAGGUGUCUAAGUUCAUAGAAGGCUCUACUAGAGAUUCUCAAUAACAAUAAACUGCUUCGUAAGGUCACGUUUCCCGACGUUGAGAAGGAUGGUCGAUCGAAAUUCUCUACGAGGAAAUAUAGAAAAUGGUAACAAGCCAAGCCUCGAUGAUGUGGUUUUACUCCUCUCCUUUUUACGACUGGACGGGUAUUGUUAUGAGGAGUUUCAAAACUAAGGAGUCUGUUUUCAUCCCAUUACGAAUACCCAGGUACAUAGGCUGGCAAGGAUAGGGCCUGUUUUAGGUAACGAAUUGUCAGUCAUAUAGAGGAUACACGACUUGGCCGGGUAUGGUAGUCUUAGUCGGAGGCAGAUGUGACUAGACUGAUUAUGAAUAAAGCUGAUUCAAAUGUUAUAUCGAAUACAAUCAAUGUUUGGUGAUGAGUGAUACGGAUUGAAGAGGAGGUGGUGAGACAUCAUUUUGACGCCUACCUUGGGCAGCUAAUAAACAGCACCGUAUACAGUGCAUAGUGUCGAUAUUUCUAUGUACUACUGUAUACUUAGGUACCCAAGGAAUAUAGUUUAUCUAAUCGUGGUUUAUCGAUAAG